AUGGCCACGCCCCUUUUCGUCCCGCCCCGCCACCUUACUGCACCUCUUAUCACUGUACCUCUUAUCACUGUACCUCUUAUCACUGUACCUCUUAUCACUGUACCUCUUAUCACUGUACCUCUUAUCACUGUACCUCUUAUCACUGCACCUCUUAUCACUGUACCUCUUAUCACUGCACCUCUUAUCACUGCACCUCUUAUCACUGCACCUCUUAUCACUGUACCUCUUAUCACUGUACCUCUUAUCACUGUACCUCUUAUCACUGCACCUCUUAUCACUGUACCUCUUAUCACUGCACCUCUUAUCACUGUACCUCUUAUCACUGCACCUCUUAUCACUGUACCUCUUAUCACUGCACCUCUUAUCACUGUACCUCUUAUCACUGCACCUCUUAUCACUGUACCUCUUAUCACUGUACCUCUUAUCACUGUACCUCUUAUCACUGUACCUCUUAUCACUGUACCUCUUAUCACCGUACCUCUUGGUACCGUACCUUUUGGUACCGUACCUUUUGGUACCGUACCUCUUGGUACCGUACCUUAUGGUACCGUACUUUUUGUUAUUGUACCUCUUGUUACCGUACCUUUUAUCACCGUACCUCUUGGUACCGUACCUUUUGGUACCGUACCUCUUGUUACCGUACCUUUUGGUACCGUACCUCUUGUUACCGCACCUUUUGGUACCGUACCUCUUGGUACCGUACCUUUUAUCACCGUACCUCUUGGUACCGUACCUCUUAUCACUGUACCUCUUGGUACCGUACUUUUUGUUAUUGUACCUCUUGUUACCGUACCUUUUGGUACCGUACCUCUUGGUACCGUACCUUUUGGUACCGUACCUCUUGGUACCGUACCUUUUAUCACCGUACCUCUUGGUACCGUACUUUUUGUUAUUGUACCUCUUGUUACCGUACCUUUUGGUACCGUACCUCUUGGUACCGUACCUUUUAUCACCGUACCUCGUGGUACCGUAUCUUUUAUUACUGUACCUCUUGGUACCGUACCUCUUGUUACCGUACUUUUUAUCACUGUAUCUCUUGGUACCGUACUUCCUAUCACCGUUUUAACAAAAGAUAUGGUACCAAAAGGCGCGGUAACAAGAGGUUCGGUACUAAGAGGUACGGUAACAAGAGGUACAAUAACAAAAAGUACGGUACCAAGAGGUACAGUGAUAAGAGGUACGGUACCAAGAUACAGUGAUACAAAAGUACGGUAA
This is a messenger RNA of Brugia pahangi, 1215 nucleotides long. Lineage: Eukaryota; Metazoa; Nematoda; Chromadorea; Rhabditida; Onchocercidae. The record is from the annotation of a GenBank genome assembly.